Messenger RNA from Lampris incognitus (smalleye Pacific opah), 2288 nucleotides. RefSeq names its product monocarboxylate transporter 12-B-like. The transcript is spliced from 8 exons. Bases 1 to 1902 code for a protein of 633 amino acids. Gene Ontology annotation, molecular function: monocarboxylic acid transmembrane transporter activity. The record is from RefSeq and is a predicted model, not a curated record. Gene Ontology annotation, biological process: transmembrane transport; monocarboxylic acid transport. Lineage: Eukaryota; Metazoa; Chordata; Actinopteri; Lampriformes; Lampridae.
AUGACGACGAAGAGCAAGGCAGCGAGAGGGCCACUGGUGGUUGCGACCCCGCCGGACGGAGGCUGGGGCUGGAUGAUCGUUGCUGGGUGCUUCCUUACCACCAUCUGCACACGUGCUGUCACCAGAUGUGUCUCCAUCUUCUUUGUAGAGUUCCAGUUGCACUUUGAAAGGGCCUACGCUACCACAGCCUGGAUCAACAGUCUGAUGGACUGUACUACUAUGCUCUGCGCUCCUCUGGGCAGCUUCAUUGGGAACCGUCUCUCCUGCAAAGUUACAGUUCUCCUGGGAGGCCUGCUGUCCUCCACCGGCCUGGUACUCAGCUCUUUUGCAACCAGCCUCGAGUUUCUCUACAUCUCUCUGGGGCUCCUCACAGGUCUUGGCUUCGCCCUCAGCUACACGCCAGCUAUAGCCAUGGUGGGGACGUACUUCAGUGAGAGGAAAGCUUUGGCCUAUGGCAUCGCCAUGUCAGGUAGUGGCAUUGGGACCUUCGUUCUGGCUCCUGCGGUCCAGCUGCUGACAGAGCAGUACUCCUGGAGAGGAGCUCUGCUCAUCUUGGGAGGUUUCGUCUCCAACCUGUGUGUCUGUGGGGCUUUAAUGAGGCCCCUGGAGCCCAAAGCUGACAGGAAUUGGGUGGACACUGUGGGAGACUUAGAGAACGGGAAUUACAUGGUGGUGAAUUCCAGUGCUGUUGAAAAAGUAGCGGGUGAUUGCAAGCAGCUGGAUGCCAUCAACUCAGGGGACUCAAGGCUGCACAAUGUUGACAAAAAGCUCAGAAACUAUCAGCUUGAAAACGACAAAUUUGCCCAGGCGCAGCUAGCAAAUGUCUUGCUAUCAAAUAAAAAGCUGUCUGACACGAUGAUAACAGAAUUGAAACUAGCAGGGCCCGUGGUGAUUACCAACAACAAGCUAACAGAGAAAAUGCUAGCAGAGAUCAAACUUGCAGACCCCAAGAUAGCCAGUGGCAGUACACUCGAGGACUUAAAGAUGUUGGAGAACAUGAAUUGGAACAUCAAGCAGGCUCACAUCAUGGAUUCUCAACUAUCUGCAGCUGUGAUAGCCAACACCAUAGACCCUAACUUUGUGGGCAUCAUAGAUAAUAAACAAGUUUCAAGUCUCACUGAAACAAAACAAGCAGAUUUGAAACAUUUCACUGCUGAUGAGAACACUAAAAUUGCAAGCUCUCUCUCUCAGCCAGCGCCUCUAGUGGACAUCAAAUCUUUCUCCAGGGUCAAAUGUUCAUGUCUAAAAUCUCUGGAAGAGUAUGGGUUCCUCUUGGAGCCCGACUUCCUGGUUCUGUCAGUGUCCUUCCUGUUUUUGGCAUAUGGCUGCAGCGUUCCCAUCAUCUACCUGGUUCCUUAUGCCCUCAGUGUUGGGGUGGAGCACCAGCAAGCUGCCUUCCUUAUGUCCAUACUUGGAGUCAGUGGUAUUGUGGGAAAUAUCACCUUCGGAUGGAUUACCGAUAGAAAGUGUCUAAGGAGGUAUCGCAAAUUGAGCUAUAUGGUGGCAGUCGGCAUGGAGGGCGUCUGCUGCAUGUUCAUUCCUCUCCUCGGCUCCUUCUCUCACCUGGUCCCUUUCGCCUUGCUCUACGGCUACUUCGAUGGGGCAUAUGUCGCUCUCAUCCCCGUGGUGACCUCAGACAUCGUAGGCCCCGCUUACCUGUCCUCAGCUCUGGGUGUGGUCUACUUUCUACAUGCCAUCCCCUACCUGGUCAGCCCACCAAUAGGAGGUUUGUUAGUGGACAGGACAGGAGACUACACUGCAUCCUUCUUCCUCAGCGGGGUCGCCCUCAUGUCCAGCCCCCUCUUCCUCUCCAUCGUUAUGUUAGUCAGACGCUGCUGGAGAGCCAAGUCUGACUCAAAAGACCCUUUAGACUCCAAGAUCCUGUCGGUGAAGAGCGGAUAAUUGACCAGAACCAAAGCUAGAAAGAAACUGUGCCUUUGUCAGAGCAAGGUUGUCCCCAUGAGAAGCCUCUGACAACACGGGAAGGAAUUUAUAGAGUCGCCCUCGGGUGGUAGUGUUCCUACCUCAGUGUGAAAUGGCUUCAAGUCUCCAUAGUUUAUAAAAAAAAGAAAGAAAUUGAUUUCCUAGGCUAGAUUGCAAUAUUAAGACAGGGCCCCUUAGUGGGAUUUGAGUCCACCUUUAUAGAUCUGGUUAUCUUUGUACAGUUUCAGAAUGAUUUUUGCAAUAUGAAUAUUUUUUCAAGAUUUCGUAUUUGAUUGCUGUGCAUAUUCAAAAAGAGCGCUUGAUUUCAGCAGCUGUGCUGGUGAUGGAACUGUUGUCAUUUUUUG